UUUACAAACUGGGGAAGGAGCUGUAGCAGAAGCCGAGUCAGGGAAAAAGCGAAGAAGUGGGGGCGACCCUGGGGGGUUUCGAGGAAGUUGUAGCCGUCAUGACCACCAGGAAGGAUCCUCACCUCCGGGGUGUAUCACCCACGCCUAGCAAGAUUCCAGUACGCUCAAAGAGAUGCCCGCCUCUCCCCACAGUCAAGCCCAGCGCCCUAGACCAGGAGAACCAAGAUCCAAGGAGAUUGGAGCAGAAAUUCAGUAUUCGACAUCCCCUGGUUGGCUCAGCAGGCCCCAGGCCGAAAACCACACAUCAAACAGAGAAAUCAGAGAGAUUGGUGGGGAGCACCCAGCUCCGGAACCCCUUGGGGGAGCUCAGGCCUAGCCCUAGGAGACAAAAUGUGGGGCCUGGGCCCCCUCCCCAGACAGAGGUUCCAGGGGUCAUAGAGUUUGUGGCUGACCCUGAGGCCCUGGCCACCAUCCUUUCAGGUGAGGGGGUGAAGAACUGUCAACUGGGGCGCCAGCCCAGUCUGGCUCAGAGAGUACUGGUUCGAGGGAACCAGGGAGGCACCAUCCGGAGGGGCCAGGGUGCCCGGGCUUCUGCAUAUUUGGCUCCUAGAACCCCUGUCCACAGACUGGACCCUGCCAGGGUUUCCUGCUUUUCAAGGCUGGAGGGACCAGGACCCCGCAGCCGGACCUUGUGCGCCCAGAGGCUAGAGGCUCUGAUUCCACCUUCAAAACCUUCCUUUUACUCCUCUGCUCGCCCCAGCUGCCAGGAGCCAAGAAGAGAGACAGGUGGCGGUAGCUGGACCUCAGUGAGCCAGGCCUCAGGAUUGCUCCUGGAGACCCCACUCCAGUCUGCUUCUUCUCUCCCUGAAGGAGAACAUGAAAUUGUCACUCACCCAGAUGAAGGAGGAGGGGGCCCCCUCGGUCUGGCCCAGUUGGUUCCAUUAAGAGAAACUGGAGAGAUAAACCACACCAGGGACAGCCAUGACUGCCACCCCAUGCCCUCCCCUGGCCGUUUGCUGCUACCAUCCAUCACCCAUCCAUCCCCCUUUGGACUGGCUCAGCGUGUUCCCUCCCCUGGUCCCUCAGCUCUGACCUCAUAUUCAGUGUUGCGGCGUCUCACCAUUCGCCCCAAAACCCAGUUCACGCCCAUCCCAUCUGCCCCUAGAGCUCAGCAGGCCCGAUGUUUGAGUGGUCUCUCCCCUCAGUCUUGCCCUGAAGAGCCUGCCCUAACCUGGGAGCAGAUUGCAGUCCGGUUAUUUGACCAGGAGAGUAGUAUAAGGUUACAGGAGGGGCCUGGGAAACCAUCUGUGGCAACUCCUCAUGGACCCCACCCUAGUAGAACCCCCAACCUCCAGGAGCUGAAGAUGCAGCGCAUCAGUAUCCUGCAGCAGCUUUUGCAACAAGAGGUACAGGGGCUGGCGGGGGGCAAGUGUGCCUCCCUUAAUGGAGGCUCCUCCCUGGAUAUGGUUGAACUUCAGCCCCUGCUGGCUGAGAUUCCUAGAACUCUGAAUGCCCCAGAGCAUAAUUCAGGGGCUUGCCACCUUCCUGAACACUCUGGACUGCCAAAGCCCUGCCUUCCAGAGGAGUGUGAGGAACCACAGCUCUGCCCUGGAGCAGAGCCUGAGGUAGCUCAGCUCAGCACUCCAGCAGAGCCAGGGCCCCCAGAAUCCUGCCAUAGGAAGGAGCCUGAGAUACCAGAGCCUACCACCCAGGAACAGCCUGAGGUAUCAGAGGCCUGCCCUCUGGUAGAUCCUGGAUCCCUUCAGGUCUGCCGCCAGGAGCAGACUGGACUCCCAGAGCCCUCCCCUAGGGUAGAGCUUGGGGCAUCAGAAGCCUGCUCCCUGGCACCUAGGAGUCCAGAGUCCAGCCCACAGCCCUGCUGCAGUCAGUGGGCUCCAGCGACCACCAGCGUGAUCUUCUCCUCCCAACGCCCACUUUGUGCCAGCCCCCCUAUCCGCUCACUCCAGUCUCUGAGGCCCCCAACAGGCCAGACAGGCCCCAGCAGUCUGGCUCCUCGAACUCUGGCCCUGAGGCAGCGCCUCAAAGCAUGUCUGACCGCCAUCCACUGCUUCCAUGAGGCACGCCUGGAUGAUGAGUGUGCCUUCUACACCAGCCGAGCCCCUCCCCCAGGCCCCUCCCGGGUCUGCACCAACCCUGUGGCUAUGUUACUGGAAUGGCAGGACGCCCUGUGUUUUAUUCCAGUUGGUUCUGCUGCCCCUCAGAACUCUCCAUCAUGAGGCAUCUGCCUUCACCCACUGCUGCCCUGCCUUACUCCUUCCUUUAAGCCCUAUUUAUUGUCGGUCCAUGGGAUUGAGAGCCGACAGCCUUUCGUCCUUCAAUAAAGU
Messenger RNA from Hipposideros armiger (great roundleaf bat), 2345 nucleotides. RefSeq names its product trophinin associated protein (gene TROAP). Lineage: Eukaryota; Metazoa; Chordata; Mammalia; Chiroptera; Hipposideridae. The coding region runs from base 99 to 2237 and encodes 712 amino acids. The record is from RefSeq and is a predicted model, not a curated record. The transcript has 15 exons.